AUGUCUGCUGAGGAGCACGAUGUCACCUUCGAGUCCGCCGAUGCCGGUGCGUCUCUCACCUUUCCUAUGCAGUGCUCUGCUCUGCGUAAGAACGGUUUCGUCGUGAUCAAGAGCCGCCCUUGCAAGAUUAUCGACAUGUCCACCUCCAAGACUGGCAAGCACGGUCACGCCAAGGUCCAUCUCGUCGCCACCGAUAUCUUCACUGGCAAGAAGUACGAAGAUCUUUCUCCCUCCACCCACAACAUGGACGUCCCCAACGUCUCUCGUCGUGAGUACCAGCUCCUUGACAUCUCCGACGACGGCUUCCUCUCCCUCAUGAACGACGACGGUGACACCAAGGAUGAUGUCAAGAUGCCCGACGGUGAAAUCGGUGACAAGAUCAAGAAGCUCUUCACCGAGGAUGAGAAGGACACCAAUGUCAUCAUCCUCACCUCCAUGGGUGAGCAGGCUGCCGUUGAAGCCAAGGAGGCCCCCAAGGGCGCGUAA
Messenger RNA from Akanthomyces muscarius, 486 nucleotides. RefSeq lists its product as uncharacterized. The transcript is spliced from 4 exons. The coding region runs from base 1 to 486 and encodes 161 amino acids. The record is from RefSeq and is a predicted model, not a curated record. Gene Ontology annotation, biological process: positive regulation of translational termination; positive regulation of translational elongation. NCBI's taxonomy places the organism in Eukaryota, Fungi, Ascomycota, Sordariomycetes, Hypocreales, Cordycipitaceae. Gene Ontology annotation, molecular function: translation elongation factor activity; ribosome binding; RNA binding.